This is a messenger RNA of Pteronotus mesoamericanus, 3453 nucleotides long. It is a transcript of the gene RBP3, whose product is annotated as retinol binding protein 3. Gene Ontology annotation, biological process: proteolysis. Gene Ontology annotation, cellular component: cone matrix sheath. Lineage: Eukaryota; Metazoa; Chordata; Mammalia; Chiroptera; Mormoopidae. The record is from RefSeq and is a predicted model, not a curated record. Gene Ontology annotation, molecular function: serine-type peptidase activity; retinol binding.
AUGUUGGAGAACCUGAUGGGGAUCCAGGAAGCCAUCGAGCAGGCUACCAAGAGUAAUGAGAUCCUGGGCAUCUCAGACCCCCAGACCCUAGCCCAUGUUCUGAUGGCUGGGAUGCAGAACUCCUUGAAUGACCCUCAUCUGGUCAUUCCCCAGCAAGUUACAACACUCACCAACCUCACACAAGAGAAACUGCUUGCUGGGCUGCAGAAAAGCAUCCACCACAAUGUUCUGGAGGGCAAUGUGGGCUACUUGCAGGUAGAUGACAUCCUGAGCCAGGAGGUAGUAAGCAAACUUUGGGGCUUCCUGGUGGCCAAUACUUGGAGAAAACUCAUGGGGACUGCCUUGGUGCUAGACCUCUGGCACUGCACUGGAAACCAUGUUUCUGGCAUCCCAUAUGUCAUCUCCUAUCUGCACCCAGGAAACACGGUCCUGCAUGUGGACACCAUCUAAGACCACCCCUUCAAUACAACCAUUGAGAUCUGGACCCUGCUCCAGGUCCUUGGAGAGAGGUACAGUGCUGACAAGGAUAUGGUGGUUCUCACCAGUGGCAACACCAGAAAAGUGGCUGAGGACAUUGUUUACAUUAUUUAGAUGUACAGCACCAUGGUGGUGGAGGAGUGGACUGUGGGGGGUGCCCCAGACCUCCAGAAGCUGAGGAUAGGCAAGCUUGAUUUCUUCUUCUCCAUGCCUGUGUCCAGGUCCUUGGAGCCCUUGGGUGGGGGACCAGCUAAGUAGGCCCUCAAGAAGGCCCUGGCCAUCCUCACACUGUGCAGCAUCCUGCCAGAAGUCAUGAGGAGCCUGCAGAAGGCCCUGCAAGACUACUACACCUUGGUGGACCGCGUGCCUGCCCUCCUGCACCACCUGGCCAGCAUGGACUUCUCCAUGGUGGUUUCUGAGGAGGAUCUGGAUGAGCUCAACGCUGGUCUGCAGGCUGAGUCCUGGGACCCAAGGCUCCUGGUGUGGCCCAUCAUACUCAAAGAAACCUCUUCUGGGUCUGAGGCUGGAGCCAAUGACCUCCCAGAAGUUGCCCCAGCAGUCCCAGAGGAUGAGGUUUCCCGGCAGGCUCUGGUGGACUCCAUGUUCCAUGUGUCGGUGCUGCCGGGCAAUGUGGGCUACCUGCGCUUUGACAGAUUUACUGAUGCCUCUGUGCUGGGGAUACUGAACCCAUACAUUCUGCUCCAGGUGUGGGAACCUCUGCAGGUUGUGCCCCUGCUGCUGUCUUACUUCCAGGGCCCCAAGGCCAGCCCUGUGUGCCUCUUCACCACCUACGAUUGCCAUACCAAUGUCACAGAGCUGCUGGGCCAGCGCUAUGGUUCCCAGCAUGGGAUAUACCUGCUCACCAGCCACCACACCACCAGGGCUGCUGAGGAGCUGACCUUCUUAAUGCAGUCUCUGGGCUGGACCAGGCUGGUAGGUGAGAUCACUGCAGGCAGCCUGCUUCACACCCACAUGGUGCCCCUGCUGGAGACAUCAGAGGGUGACCUGGCACUCAUGGUGCCUGUGUUCACCUUCAUCAACAAUCACAGUGAGUGCUGGCUGGGGGGUGGGGUGGUGAUGCCUAAUGCUACUGUGCCAGCUGAGGAGGCCCUGGGCAUAGCCCAGGAAGUUCCGGAGUUCCACCACAGUCUGGGGACCUUGGUAGAGGGCAUGAGAUGCCUGCUGGAGGCCCACUGUGCACAGCCAGAGGUUGUUGGGCAGACAGAAGACCUGCUAUGAGCCAAGCUCACCCAGGGGGCCUACUGCACAGCCGUGGACCUGGAGUCCCUGGCGUUCCAGCUCACGGCCGACCUGCAGGAGAUGUCUGGGGACCACUCUCUGUUGGUGUUCCUCAGCCCUAGUGAUCUGGUGGCAGAGGAGGUCCCCCCACCACCCCCUGCCAUUUUCUUCCCAGAGGAUCUCUCCUACUUCACUGAGGCCCUGUUGAAGAUAGGGAUGCUGCCUGGCCAGCUGGGCUAUUUGCGUUUUGAUGGCAUGGCCCAGCUGGAGACAGUAAAAGCCAUUGGGCUACAGCUGGUGCAGCUGGUGUGGCAGAAUGGUGGGUACGGCUGCAUGGUUGUUGAUCUGCGCUACAACCUUGGCAGCUCCACGGCUGUGCCCCUGCUCUGCUCCUACUCUUUUGUGGCAGAGCCCCACCGGUCUGUCUUUGACAGGGCCAUCUCGAUGGAGGUAUGGACUCUGCCCCAGCUGGCUGGCCAGCGCUAUAGCCCCCACAAGGACCUCUAGAACCUGAUGAGCCACACCAGUGGGUCAGUAGCUGAGGCUUUUGCUCACACCAAGCUGGACCUGCUGUGGGCCACAGUCAUCGGGGAACCCACAGCUGGAGGGGCGCUCUCUGUGGGCAUCUACCAAGAGGGCAACAGUCCCUAAUAUGCCUCCAUGCUCAUGAAGAUGGCCCUGAGUGCCAGGACAGGCAAGGCCUAGGACCUGGCAGGGGUAGAGCCUGACAUCACUGUGCCCAUGAGUGAAGCCCUCUCCACAGCCCAGGACAUAGUGGUCCUGCAUGCAAAUGUGCUCACUGUGCUACAGACAACUGGGAAGCUGGUCGCCGAUAACUUCACCUCUCUUGAUCUGGGGGCCAGGAUGGCAGCCAAACUUAACCAUCUGCAGAGCCGCUAUUCGAGGGUGACCUCUGAAGGGACCUUGGCUGAGAUACUGGGGGCUGAUCUGUAGGUGCUGUCUGGGGACCCACACUUGAAGACAGCCCAUAUUCCUAAGGACUGCAUUCCUGGGAUUGUGCCCGUGCAGAUCCCUUCCCCUGAAGUCUUUGAAGACCUGUUCAAGUUCUCCUUCCACACAAAUGUGCUUGAGGACAAUGUUGGCUAUUUGAGGUUUGAUAUGUUUGGACACUGUGAGGUGCUCACCCAGGUGUCAGAAUUGCUAGUGGAGCAUAUGUGGAAGAUGAUUGUGAACACGGAUGCCAUGAUUAUUGACAUGAGGUUCAACAUUGGUGGCCCCACGUCCUCCAUCUUUGCCCUGAGCUCGUACUUCUUUGAUGAAGACCCAUUCAUUCUGCUGGACAAAAUCAAUAGCCAGCCAAAUGACUCUGUCAGUGAGCUCUGGACACACACCCAGCUUGCAGGUGAACACUACGGCUCCGAGGAGAGAGUGGUCAUUCUAACCAAUGGUGUAAUGGCCAGCUCAGUGGAGAAAUUCACCUAUAUCAUGAAGAGGCUGGGCUGUGUGUUGGUCAUUGGGGAGGUGACCAGUGGGGUCUGCCAGCCUCCACAGACCUACCACAUGGAUGACACACACCUCUACAUCACCAUCCCCAUGGCCCGUUCAGUGGGGGCUACUGAUGGCAUCUGGGAAGGGGUGGUGGGCAUAGUGCCCCAUGUGGCUCUCUCUGAGGAGGCAGCCCUCACCAGAGCCAAGGAGAUGUUUCAGCACACUCUGAUGAGAGCAAGUUGGAGACUUGGCCAGCAGGGUGCAGGGUUUCCAUGGGCAGAGCCCUGA